This is a messenger RNA of Impatiens glandulifera, 1620 nucleotides long. RefSeq lists its product as uncharacterized. The record is from RefSeq and is a predicted model, not a curated record. Bases 160 to 1494 code for a protein of 444 amino acids. The transcript is spliced from 6 exons. Gene Ontology annotation, biological process: protein transport. NCBI's taxonomy places the organism in Eukaryota, Viridiplantae, Streptophyta, Magnoliopsida, Ericales, Balsaminaceae.
ACAUACUCUCUCUUUCAGAUAUCACUUUGAAUGCUUCUUCUCAAAGGAGAUUUAUAGUCCGAGAAUUACGUUAACGCAGGCUUUUCUUCUCUUUCAUUGCUAGAUCUCAGUUCUUUUCUUCUCACCGGAGAACGACUCGGAUCGAUCGAAGACGACAAUAUGUUCGACGGAUUGCUAGGCCGAGGAUUUAGCUCCAAGUGUAAAUUGUUGAUUAAGCCGACGAGAACUCGAAUCGAUGUGCUACGUAAGAGGCAGGAGGCAACACAGAGGUUUCUCAAGGGAAACCUUGCGCAACUUCUAGCUAACGGACUCGACAUUAACGCUUAUGGAAGAACUGAAGAAUUUAUUGCUGGACAAAAUGUCUUGUCGUGUUAUGAUUUUAUCGAACGGUGUUGUGAAUACAUUUUGAAGCAACUUUCUCUCAUGCAAAAGCAAAGGGAAUGCCCUGAAGAAUGUAGAGAAUCGAUAGGAUCAUUGAUGUUUGCUGCAGCAAGGUUUCCUGAUAUGCCUGAAUUACGUGACCUAAGAGAUCUAUUUCAGGAGCGAUAUGGAACGGGAUUGGAACACUUUGUUAAUCACGAUUUUGUAGAGAAAAUAGCAUCAAAAUCCUCUACAACAGAGAAAAAACUACAGUUUCUUCAAGGCAUAGCUUUAGAGUUCUCUAUAAAAUGGGACUGCAGAGAUUUCCAAAGAAGCAAGCUUGAUCCAUCAACAUCUUCUAGGGACCAACCUAAAAGAUCAAAUGGUAAAGACACCAUCUCGAAUCCAGAGAAGAUCAUCAAUGCUCGUAAAGAGUACAAUCAUCUCAAUCACGACAGAAAUGGAAUUGAUGGAGCAAAAAACAAGAAUGUCUUGAAGAAAGAAGCAGAUAAGCCAGACAAUUAUCAUCAUCAUCAUCAUCACAGUAAUGCACUACCCCCACCUUACGUAAAACCAAUAGAAAACAAGCACAUUGAUGCCCCUGAACCUGAGAAAUUGAUGAAUCGUCGUUAUCGUGAAAAAGGUUUGACUUAUUACGACGAAGUUCCUUUGCCAAAACCUAGAUCAAUGAGGAAGAAACACAGCAGUCAAAAUUGUGAAGAAGAUGCUAAUAAUGUAAGCUCAAGCAGAAGCAGGAGAAAGGAUACUAAUAAUAGUUCAGGAAGAGGGUUACAAAUAUUGUUCGAGGAUGAACAUCAACAGAAGGAUGAAGAAGAACGAGUGAUCGAUAAAUUACUGUUGCAUUACAGCAGUAAACCAUCCAAUUUUGAUCCAGAAAAAUUGAUAAGAAAGCCCAAUAAUGCUGAAACUCGAAAUAAUAAUCCUGCAUUAAUUCCUCCUCCAGCCACGAGAUCAAUUUCACUCCCACGCGAAAAAACUACUAGUGGAGUAGAGCCGGUUAAAGUUUAUGCGCGAGCAAAUUCCAUUCAACCAGCAAAACAUGUUCACCCCAAGUUACCCGAUUACGAUGAUUUGGCUGCACGAUUUGCAGCUCUUAAAGACAAUAAAAGGUGAACAAUUUUUUAUUUUUUUUCAGUUUAUGCAAAUAUCAAAUAUGCUAUUAAGUGUGUGAAUUGCUUCAACUCAAUUUCUUGGCUAAAGUUUGAGCUGUGUAAUAUCUAUAAUGCCUCCAUCUCGUUU